GCGCGAGGCACGGUGUGGAGAGUUCGCUCCAUGGGCAGCGGGCCGGGAGUGCGCUGGGCCCGCGGCCGCCCGGCUGCUGCCUGCGCUCGGCCGCCGCUCUCCGGGUUUCAUCUUUUCCCUGCCAAAUGGACAGUAAGCAACGCUGAGUGUUAACUGCAAGAGCUCCACAAGCACAGCGGCUGCUGGGAUGUUGCGGCAGAACGGUGGAACUAACAAGCGUGGUUUGGGAUUAGCCCGACUCUCUACCUCCAACUUCUUCACCAUCUCUAAUUCAGGAAAUUGGGCAAUGGGGCGCAGCACCAAGAGCAGCUCUCUGAGCAGCAUUAGCUCCAACUCUGAGUGCUAUGAUAAUCCUGCUGUGGAUCCAGAAUACAUCAUGCAACUGGUGAAUGACGUCAGAAAAUUUGCAGAUGUGCUACUCUAUUUGAAGGAAGCCAUUCUUUCAGAAGAAAAUCAAGAUGGCCUGCAUCAAGUAGUACAUGAACGCCUGGGAGAGCUGCUUCGUGUUUUAAAAGCAGUGAUAAAUAAACAUCAGACUCUGAAUUCAGUUGGUAUUCUUAGUGCUGCAGGAACAGUUAUUGCAAAUGUAAAAGCGGUGAACUUCAAAGAAGUUAAUGAAGAAAAUAAGAGAGAACUCUUCAGUGAAAUAUUUUCUUCUAUUGAAACAUUAGCAUUCACCUUUGGAAACGUUGUUUCAGACUUCCUUAUGGGAGAUGCUGACAAUGGCUCGUCAUUGGGACUUCCUGUAUCUCGGAGAAGUCGGUCUUUUGAGAACCUUUCUGUGGAGUCUGGGGGUUCACUUCAUGAAAGGGAUGAUAUCCAAGGACAUCUUCGAGCGGAGGAAGUUGACAGCAUGCUCCUAAGAAAUGACAGUGGAAUUGAAUCAGCCCUGUCCUAUGCUAAAGCGUGGUCAAAAUAUACCAAGGAUGUUGUCGCAUGGGUAGAAAAAAGGCUUAGCUUGGAAGUGGAGUGUGCUAAAAACUUAGCAAAAAUGGCUGAAACUGCUAAAGCUGUUGUUGGACACCAGGAUUAUAUGCCAUUCCAAUCUAUAUUCAUUAAUGCUUUCCAAAAUGAUAUUGAGAGCAAUCAACUUUGGCAACAAACAGCUGCUGCUCUUCAGUCCAACAAAUUUGUGCAGCCUCUUCUUGGAAGGAAAAACGAGUUGGAUAGACAAAGGAAAGAAAUCAAGGAGCUUUGGCAGCGAGAACAGAAAAAAAUGCAAGAGCUGGAAUCAGCUCUGAGGAAGGCCAAGGUGCUUUAUACGCAGCGUCAAGAUGAGUAUGAAAAGGCAAAAUCUUGUACUGCUCGUGCUGAGGAGGAGCAUCUUAGCUCAAGUGGAAGCUUUGUGAAAGAUUUCAGCAAACAGCUGGAAAAAAAACGAAGGCUGGAAGAGGAAGCUCUUCAAAAAGCUGAAGAGGCACAUGAACACUAUAAAGCAAGCAUGGCAGAGGUUGAAGAAAAAAGGAAUUAUUUGGAAAGCUUUAAAAGUGAUGUUUUAACGCAGCUUCGGGAGCUUAUUUACCAGUGUGAUCUUACUCUUAAAGCUGCAACGGUUAACUUGUUCCAGCUGCAACAUGCUCAGGUUGUAUCUCUUCCAGUUAAUUGCCAGUCUCUCUGUGAGAGUGCCAAACUUUAUGAUCCUGGUCAGCAGUAUUCAGAAUUUGUGAAAAGUUUACCAAAAGAGGGUGUUCCUGUUGAAUCAGGUUCUUUUGAAAUCCAGAGUUCCCAGGUUGAUGGGGUUUUUAAUAAGCAAUCAACCAACAGUAUCCAUACAUCACAUGGCAGCUUGUCUCACUGUUCUGGAGAUUUUCCUGCUCAGACGUUAGAUGAUGUGGGAAGCCCAAUUUAUGAUCGUUCACAAAAGAUUGGUGAGAAGAGAUCUUCCAGCAGCACAGAUAUCCAAGCCAUACGAGGGCCACCACCAUUUAGAUCAUGGUCAGUUGGCAACCAGAGUGGAGGAAUGUGCAGUGAUUCUGAAAGUGCAGGGGGAAGCAGCGAGUCACGAUCCAUGGAUUCUCCAUCUGCCAGCCCAGGGGAUUUUAAAAGACGACUUCCCCGAACACCUUCCACUGGUACUAUGUCAUCUGCAGAUGAUCUUGAUGAAAGAGAGCCACCAUCUCCUUCAGACUGUGGUUUAAAUGAUCUGACAUCUGAAACUGCAAAUUCUCCAGGACCUUUUAGAAAUGCUAAUAUGUCCAAAGCAGCACAGACACACAAACUUCGGAAGCUGAGAGCUCCAUCUAAAUGCAGAGAAUGUGAUGGCUUAGUGGUGUUUCAUGGAGCUGAAUGUGAGGAGUGUUCGCUUGCAUGCCAUAAAAAAUGUUUAGAGACAUUAGCUAUUCAGUGUGGGCACAAAAAACUUCAUGGAAGGCUUCACUUGUUUGGAGUGGAAUUUGCCCAAGCUGCUAAAAAUGCUCCUGAUGGCAUUCCCUUCAUCAUUAAAAAGUGUACAUCCGAAAUUGAAAGCAGAGCACUGAAUGUCAAGGGCAUCUAUCGUGUGAAUGGAGCCAAAUCAAGAGUUGAAAAGCUUUGUCAAGCUUUUGAAAAUGGAAAGGAUUUGGUCGAGCUUUCAGAACUCUAUGCACAUGAUAUUAGCAAUGUUCUCAAGUUGUAUCUCCGCCAGCUUCCAGAACCCUUGAUUUUGUUUCGACUUUACAAUGAGUUCAUUGGAAUUGCGAAAGAAAGCCAGAAUGUUAAUGAGGAAUUGGACACCAAACAAGCUAGUCCCAAAUCAAAGAAAAGACAGUCACUCUGUAUUGAACUAAAUAGGAUCAUCAUUAAAAUUAAAGAUCUUCUGAAACAACUUCCUGUACCAAACUAUAACACUCUUCAGUACCUUAUUGCACACCUUCACAGGGUUACAGGACAGUGUGAUGAAAAUAAAAUGUCAGCCAGCAACCUUGGCAUAAUAUUUGGUCCAACACUGAUCAGACCACGUCAAACAGAUGCUACAGUUUCUUUGUCAUCACUUGUGGAUUAUCCUUAUCAGGCCCGUGUAGUAGAGCUCCUCAUAACAUACUAUGAAAAGAUAUUUGAUGUUUCCUUGAAACCACUUUUGAGCACAUCUCAGUCUGAUGAAACUGCCCUUACAGUCAGAGUUGCUUUGUCAGCAGAUGAGAGGGAGUCACAACAGCAGAGGAAGUCACUCUUUGCUGUAAAGGAAGGUAUUCUGAUAUCUCCAAGUGAAAGCCAAGUUCCUGAAACAUCUGCAUUAUUUUUUGAAUCAAACAAUAUCAAGAAUAAAAAAGAACAAGCAGAUGCAUCUGUAACUGAAUUUGUAUCAUUGCCACACACUGGAACUACACAAGAAGACUCUGGGGAGACUAAUUCUCUGACAGAAUCAUCAGCUACCAGUAUUUCAGAUACUAAUAUUUCUGCUUCAAAAAAGACAGGUGAAGACAGCUGUAAAAUGAAUUUAUUUCCUGUGAAACCGAACCGUCAGAUUACCAAAGUUCCACUGCGGGUUCCAAGGACAAAACCAGCAACUCGACCUGUGAGCUUACCUGUAGACAGAAUGCUUCCUCCAUGUGUUUUGAAUGAAAGAAAUUCACAAAAUGUGGGAGCAGUAAGUCCAGAGAAGCUUGGCAGGAGCCCUACGAUUGAAGAAGUUUCAGAGGUGAAGGCAGUCCCUGCUGUUGAUACCUGCUGCAGAUUUCCUUGUUAUGACAGUCAGAUGCUGCAAAAAGCUUGGGACAAGCAAUACAAACAAUAUGAUAUCACAGCAAGGACAGCAAUGAUCAUGACUAAUGUGCCCCAGGAGAACCAAGCACUUGAGAGUGGAACUGCAGGUGCCUUGUCUUCCUCAUGCAGCACUGGUAACCAUUCACCUAAUGCCAUUCUUCCCAGUAAGCCAUAUUCCAUAUCUGCCAGGUCAGGAAGGACAGCAAUAGAAGGAAAUAGUUCUGAUGCUAAUCCUCUUGCUGCCUUCAGGGCACCAAGAACAUUGCAGCCACCUCCCGGGACAUUUUAUAAACCGCCCUCUAACAAACCAAAACAAAAGGAGGAGGAUUCUUUUGCUAAAGCUUGUGAACCAACCAGUGUUAGCUCUGUGCUUCACCAGGAUAAUACCGUGAAACUGGCUAGGAGCUCUGCACUUCCAUCAGGUGAUCCUGAACAAAAAACUAGCUCAGAGGAUAUUCAUCCCACAGAUCUGAAGCCUGCUUAUCAGAGAUUGAGACUGAAAAGGAUACAAGAACUGGAACACAGGGAAGCUCAUUUUGUAUAGGGUGCAAAUUCCUCUUGGACUCCAUGCAGUUUGUUGUUGCCAGUGGGGGCUUCCUCUUUCCCCUUUCUUCUUUGCCUUCCCUUGAGAAUCUCACUCUUGUGCCAUAUUGGAGUUAUUUUUAUAUAUGCAGCAUUUUAAAAUUGGGGGGGAGGGCUGGGAAAUUGUGAAGGAAAUAAGUAAAACUUUUUCUAAUUCAGUAGCUUUUCAUAAAGAUCUAAUGCAUUCCCAGUCUAGAUACAGCUGAUGGGGUAAUUGAGUAAGACACCAAGCUUCAUUUCAUUGUAUGGAAUGGAGUGCUUAGUCAUAGAGAACCAACUAUUGCUCAUAGCAGUGAAAGGAGCCAUUUUUCAUAAUAGACGUUAUAAUAAAAAUUGAAGGUUUAAUGUUCACUGUCUCAGCAUAAACCAAAGCUUAUGCUUUGCUCUUUAAAAGCAUUUUUUCAGUUUUCUAAUCUGUGCAAUUAAAGCUUUGCUCCUGAACAGACUUACAUACUGGCCACCAUGGCCUUUAAUUAUGUAUCAUAUGUGUAUAUUUUAGGCUGACAUGGUUAUCUGUUGCCAGUUUUCUAUGUUGUCACUUUAUUUUUUAUAUAUAUAUAUACAGCAAGGAUGCACUUACUGAGCUUUACUACUCAGAAGCAGUAAUCAAUACACAUCUGGUUUCUUGUAUAGCUUAGAGAAUGGGGCAAAUGUGCACAGCCUGUUCUUGUUUGGGUGCCCUUCUGGAGAGACUGUCAAUUGGAGUGGUGCUGUCUUCCCCAGUUGAAUGAAAAGGCAAUGAUUUGCUUGCUACAGAUCACUUUCACCACUUAACCUGGUGUAACUGAAAUGAAGAGCAAUGUUUCCAAAUUUCAGUUAAAGAGCUAAAAAUAACCAAAAAUCUGCAUUAGUAGGUGCAUCUAAUGGUUUUCACUUCGUAUUAAAUAGUUUUUAUGUGUACACUGUGUUAUAUUUGCUUUAAAAUAUAUUAACUUGUUAACAUUUCA
Molecule: messenger RNA, 5210 nt
Organism: Calypte anna (Anna's hummingbird)
Lineage: Eukaryota; Metazoa; Chordata; Aves; Apodiformes; Trochilidae
Gene: ARHGAP29
Product: Rho GTPase activating protein 29
Exons: 24
Coding region: 188-4225 (1345 amino acids)
Biological process (GO): activation of GTPase activity; signal transduction
Cellular component (GO): cytoplasm
Molecular function (GO): GTPase activator activity
Source: RefSeq, a predicted model, not a curated record